GUUUACAUCGGAAGCCAUUUUGGAUUUCAGUAAAGACAAUGAAACUCCUAUACAUUUUUUUGUGGUUUUCAUUAAAUUUCCUUGAGGUUGGGUCAACAUAUCUGGAGGGUAGCGUCAGUUUUCGGGACAAUAAAAUAUUUUCCGAUAGUAUUAGAAAAUCUGAUUCCUGUGCUUUUGGCUCUUAUAACAAUACUAUUUUAACAAAUGGGUGGGGUACCUUGGAAAUUAAAGCUGGUUAUUCUAAAGAGCCAUGCUCGGAUAAACAAUUAAUGUUUGCAGCCGGAUACCUGGAAGGAAUUUUGACAGCAAAGAGUAUGGCUGAUGCGUACAGGAAUGUUUGGCCAUAUUUUUUCAAAGGUUUUCCGGAAGUGGAGAAAAAAACUAAAGAGUUUUUAAAUAAACAAGAAAAAUGGAUUAGAAAACAAAUUUCUGUUGCUUCCGGAUUUGAUGAAUAUUGGCGUCAUGUCCAAAAUAUAUUUGCACAAUAUGACGGUCUUCAGGCAGGAUAUCAGAAAGUUGCUGAAACUGAUAAAUCAUUGCCAAAUGACUACUUUGUCGUCCAAAUGUUGAAUGCAGCUGGCGAUCUUAUAGAUAUUUCGCACGCUGUUGCACCAAAAACGCGUAUAGAUAUUAACAAGAUGAAAUAUGAAGAAUUUAUGGAAUAUGUAAAUGGAAGAGGAAUGUGCUCUGCUUUGAUUAAAUUACUACCUGGUUUUGAAAAUAUAUUCAUGUCUCAUUCAAGCUGGUUUACCUAUUCCAACAGUUACAGAAUUUAUAAGCAUUACGAUUUUAAUUUAUCGGGCAAAAACGUUGCUUCUAAAAGUCUUUCUUUUUCAAGUUAUCCAGGAUAUUUGGAAUCACUUGACGAUUUUUACAUAAUGCAGAAUGGAUUAGUUAUGCUACAGACAACAAAUAUGGUGUUUAAUACCACUAUUUAUGAUAAAGUAAGCGAGAAAAGUCUUUUGGCAUGGCACAGAGUUCGAUUGGCUAAUAUGUUGGCCCAUAAUGGACUUGAAUGGUCAAAAAUGUAUGCAAAAUAUAAUUCUGGGACAUAUAACAAUCAAUAUAUGGUCAUUGAUUUGAAUCGUAUAAAGUUAAAAACUGGUGUUGAAGAUGGUGCCCUAUAUGUUAUAGAACAAUUACCAGGAAUUGUUAAAUACGCUGAUCAAACUGAUAUCCUUAGAGCUGGCUAUUGGCCUUCGUAUAACGUACCGUUUUAUGAAGAUAUUUAUGAGAAAAGUGGAUACUCACUGGCUGUUAAAAAAUUUGGAAUUAAUUUUUCUUAUCAAUUAGCACCAAGAGCAAAAAUUUUCCGUCGUGAUCAAGGAUCUGUCAAAACUUUUGAUGAUAUGAAGAGAAUAAUGCGUUAUAAUAAUUACAAAGUAGAUGAAUACUCUGAUGGAAACCCCUGCAAUACUAUCUGUUGUCGAGGAGAUUUGAAUGCAAAAAAACCUGAAUCAAAAGGAUGCUAUGAUACGAAAAUUACGGACUAUUCCUCCGCACUCAGUCGACGUUCCAUUGCUAUUAGUGGUCCAACUUUAGGAACCAACUUGAAACCCUUUUCCUGGACUGGAAUAUUUGAAAAAGAGGCUCAUUUCGGUUUACCAACAACCUAUAAUUUCGAUUGGGUUGAGAUGAAACCAAAACUUACCGUCUAG
Molecule: messenger RNA, 1658 nt
Organism: Dimorphilus gyrociliatus
Lineage: Eukaryota; Metazoa; Annelida; Polychaeta; Dinophilidae
Source: the annotation of a GenBank genome assembly